Seminavis robusta is the source of this 360-nucleotide messenger RNA. Lineage: Eukaryota; Bacillariophyta; Bacillariophyceae; Naviculales; Naviculaceae. The record is from the annotation of a GenBank genome assembly.
AUGUCGCAAAAUUCCACUGAGUUUAAUACAUUGUUGGCUAAGCCACGGGUCAAGUCGGAGCAUUGCAUUGGCAUCUUGAAGGGCCGAUUUCCUUUCUUUAAAAGUAUCCGAAUGAAGAUUGCCAAAAAGAAAGACCUAAAAGGAAUUAUUCAAUAUGUCCAAGGUGGAGUAAUUCUUCACAACUGGUUAGUCAAGGAAGAGAUUGAUGCAGGCUGGUGCUAUGAUGAAGUUGCCGUCACUGCAAUGGCAGAAGAUGACCUAGGAGCUGAGCCGGCAACCGAACUAAAUCAAGCCAAUGAUGCGCGUCGAACUCAGAUAUUGUAUUAUCUUAGCACACUAGAAGAUACCAAUAUUAACUAA